Periophthalmus magnuspinnatus is the source of this 1132-nucleotide messenger RNA. Its product is annotated as somatostatin receptor type 4. The transcript has 3 exons. Gene Ontology annotation, biological process: G protein-coupled receptor signaling pathway. The record is from RefSeq and is a predicted model, not a curated record. NCBI's taxonomy places the organism in Eukaryota, Metazoa, Chordata, Actinopteri, Gobiiformes, Gobiidae. Bases 44 to 1132 code for a protein of 362 amino acids. Gene Ontology annotation, molecular function: G protein-coupled receptor activity. Gene Ontology annotation, cellular component: membrane.
GUUCGGAGCUGUUCCCAGGAGCACACUGCGUUCACACUUCAUCAUGCCCGCCAUUGUGAACCUUCUCUUCAACGUUGUCUCCACCAACACCACCAUCUCGUUCCACGUGGUCCUGCCCAGUGUGAGCCUGGUGUCCCUGUUGGCGGGUGUGGGGGGGCACCUGCUGCUGUGGCUGGUGCUGUUGAGGAACCCCCGCAGUCGGGCCAAACCCAGUUCAGUUUUGCUACUGAACCUGAGCCUGGCUGACCUGGGCGCACUGCUCACCCUGCCCUGUGUGCUGCUCAGUGCCAGCUUCCAGGACUGGCAGCUAGGGGGCGGAACCUGUGUGCUGCUGGGCUUCAUGACCUCAGUGACGGUGGGAGUGGAGAUCUUCAGUCUGGCUGUGCUGUCCGUGCUGCGCUACAGGAUUGUGGCACCACUGACCUCUCCACCUGCGAGCCUCGUGCAAGUACUGUGUGCUGUGGUCGCCAUUUGGCUGAUCUCCAUCACCAUGGCACUGCCCAAAGUCACCUACAUCAACUUCAAGGGCGGCUGCACGUGGUCAGUCGGUCGAGAUGAGUGGUUGUUCUUCCUGGUUCCUGCCUUCUUGGUGUACUAUGUGGCCCCUCUGUUCUGCAUCGCCAUCAACUGUGGCCUCAUCAUCUCCCAACUCCACCGCUGCCGGGGUCCGAUAGCUUCGCACCGACGCAACAAAAAAGCUACUGCACUGCUAAUUAGCUCAACACUAGUUUUUGCUAUUAGCUGGUUGCCGUAUUAUUCACUUGAGUUUGUUAAUGUACUGUCACCGUAUAUUAUCUCUGAGGCCUCUCCUGUUAGCUUACCAGUACUUUUAGCCAAUACUUCUAGCCCGAUAAAAGUGAAAACAGGAGUUUCUAUGCUUUGGGAGGUAGCGUCUCUCACUGCUAUUCUGCUGGUUUGCUUAGCGCCAUGUUGGAAUCCUCCGCUCUACUUCCUGUUGUCAAGGCCAGCUGUACGCCAACUCCAAGCACUCCUGCCAUCUUUUCUCACUAAGCAUUUUAAGAAACCGGUGCAACACUGGCGUAUAGCUCCAGCCCCUCCCCCAUCAGAGCCACGCCCCCUGCCCACGACCCAUUCAAUGCCACAGCAAGCGCUCACACAUCUGACUCAGUAA